AUGGAGUACAAAUACUCGGAAAUUAUCGAGUAUGAUACACAGGGCCUAUGUCUAGACAUUCCUGUGCGCAAGCACUUGAACGCCAGCCUAGAGGACCGUGGAUCUCGCGAAGCACGUGCGGAUUGGGAGAAGUUUGUUGGCCCUCUCUCACAGAAUGCGGGCGCGUACUGCGCGGGUCACAGCUUUGUGGCUAUUUCUGUACCAGAUUGCUUGCCAGAUAGACUGGAAGUUAUAUCCUAUGCAAAUGAAUUUGCUUUUCUACAUGAUGAUGUGACUGAUGUUGCAGAUCAAGAUACAGAAACCCAGGAGAACGACCACAUGUUACAAGCACUGAUGGAAGGUGUUCGACAAGGGUCUAUUGAGGCUAGAGAGUCGGGUAAGCGCCAGAUCCAAGCCAAGAUCCUGAUGACUAUGAUGGCUCUUGAUCGCGACCGAGCCAAAGUAGCGACCACUGCUUGGGCCAAGUUCCUAGAGCAAGGGUCAGGAAGAGAAAACCAUAAUCAUUUCUCAACCCUCGAGGAGUACCUGCCUUACAGAUCCAAGGACUCCGGCCACAUGUUCUGGCACGCCAUUAGUAUAUUUGGGUGUGGCCUUACUGUGCCUGAUCAUGAGAUGGCCCUGGUUACGGAAUAUGUCAUGCCUGCCUCUCUCGCAUGCAGUCUCCAAAAUGAUCUUCUCUCAUUCGGCAAGGAAUAUGAGGCUGCGUUAGAGGCUGGCCAGACCGAGAUCUGCAAUGCUCUAUGGGUUCUCAUGGGGGAACACAAUUGCACGUUGAAGGAGGCAAAGGCCCUGUGCAUCCAGCGUAUCCAUGAAGAGGUUAGAAAAUACCUGCAGUAUGCGGAGCGCGCCCGAGAGAUGCAUAAUUUGAGUGCAGAUGGCAAGAAGUACGUGGAUAUGAUGCGAUUUACGAUCAGUGGAAACGCCGCAUGGAGUCUCCGCUGUCCUCGUUACAACCGCCCACUUCAAGUCAAGAUCAAUGAAGAUGAGCGCCUAACCCUCGAUGGCAUUCCAAAGAAACUCAAACGUGGCUCUUGUCUGAUCGAACGUCGACGUCUGCUGACUCGGUUGCUUCCGACUUACAGUGAAUCAGAUCAUUCAGACGCCAUGUCUCGUCGUACUAUUGACGGUGUUGACAGACCAGAGACCCCCGCACAAGAGCCAAAGAUUAAUGGGAUGAAGACAGAUGAUAUUGAAUCCGUCCUAGAGCCAUUGAUCUUUGAAGAGGACUCGGAAACAAGUAAUUGGUCUUCCUUGGGCCCCGAAGAGGCGGCGUUGGCCAUUUAUCCUCAGAUGAAGUCUGAUGUCGUUACUGAGCCAUAUCGCUACCUCAGCUCUCUUCCAUCCAAGGGAGUUCGCGAUAUGACCAUCAAUGCACUCAACUUCUGGCUCAAGGUUCCCAAUCAUUCUAUGGAUUUGAUCAAGUCAGCUGUCAGAAUGUUGCACGGCUCUUCUCUCAUGCUUGACGAUAUUGAAGACGGCUCUCGCCUCCGUCGCGGCAAGCCCUCAACGCACGAAAUCUUUGGGCAUGCACAAACCAUCAAUUCUGCAACCUACCAAUACAUCCACGCAACUCAAGAGAUCAGGAAACUGAGGAACCCGCAUUCUAUUGAUAUUUUUAUUAACGAGGUUCAGCAACUCUUCAUUGGCCAGAGUUAUGACCUUCUUUGGACAUCUGAGCUGUCUUGCCCAACAGUCCCAGAAUAUCUGCAGAUGAUUGAUGGCAAAACUGGAGGCUUGUUCCGUCUUCUCACCAGACUUAUGGUAGCUGAGUCUAAGUACUCAGGCGAAGUGGAUUUCACGCGAAUGUGCUCACUUUUCGGGCGAUAUUUCCAAAUUCGAGAUGACUACCAGAAUCUUACCAGUGAUGAUUAUACCAACCAAAAAGGAUUCUGUGAGGAUCUUGAUGAGGGGAAAUAUUCCCUGCCCCUGAUCCUGGCCCUCACCAAGUCUCCGCGCAAAGGACAAAUCAAUUCUCUCCUAGUACAGCGGCGUGUAACAGGUUCUUUGGGAUAUGAGCAAAAAUGUUUGAUUCUGGAACACAUUCGAGGGUCUGGUGCUCUCGAGGCGACUAAGGCCGUCAUGGACUCAUUAGCCAAAGAGCUCGAGGGAGAGGUGGACAGGCUCGGACAAAUUUUUGGGGAAGAAAAUCUGGAGCUGAAGUUGAUCCAGGAGAUGCUCAAGGUUUAA
Messenger RNA from Clonostachys solani, 2187 nucleotides. The record is from the annotation of a GenBank genome assembly. NCBI's taxonomy places the organism in Eukaryota, Fungi, Ascomycota, Sordariomycetes, Hypocreales, Bionectriaceae.